This is a messenger RNA of Aspergillus oryzae RIB40, 618 nucleotides long. RefSeq lists its product as uncharacterized. Gene Ontology annotation, biological process: carbohydrate metabolic process. The record is from RefSeq and is a predicted model, not a curated record. Lineage: Eukaryota; Fungi; Ascomycota; Eurotiomycetes; Eurotiales; Aspergillaceae. Bases 1 to 618 code for a protein of 205 amino acids. The transcript has 2 exons.
AUGGCCUAUGAUAUACAUGGACUUUGGGACGCACAUGGCAAGGAGGUUGGACCGCAUGCGUUGGCCCAUACCAAUCUGACAGAGAUUAACAUGGGCCUUGAACUUUUCUGGCGCAACAACAUUAAUCCCGCACGGGUUGUUAUGGGACUAGGUUUCUACGGCCGUAGCUUCACCAUGGCAGACCCUAAUUGCAUGGAACCUGGUUGCCUCUUCAAGGAGGGAGAGGCCCCCUCCGGAGAGUGUACCAAUGUUCCGGGGGUUAUUUCGGCAACAGAGAUCCACGGAAUAAUCAAGAAGGGUGCUACUGUGACCUUCUAUAAAGAUGCCGCAGUGAAGGUUGCUACGUGGAAUACCAACCAGUGGGUCAGCUGGGAUGAUGUCGAAACCUUGAAGCUCAAGAUCGACUUCGCCAACAAGCGUUGUCUGGGAGGGACCAUGGUUUGGGCAGUUGACCUGGAUGAUGGCACCCUUGUUGAAGCAUUGGGGAAUGCCUCGGGGAAGAAGAAACAAUGGACCAGCGAUGGCAUAUUCAAACCAAUGCCUUGUUUCGGUAAGAAUUGGCCAAAGGGGUCCAACAAGACGUGGAUCGGCAAGAAGGAAAAACCGAAGAAGGGAUAG